UCAAUCAAUCACUAGAAACCAACAACCUUAGAAGAGGACAUUGCUGUAUUAUUACCACCCACCAACCCUUAAUUCCCAUCUUCAUCACCAUCUCCAAUUUCUAGGGUUCCUUCAUCCCCAACCUUUUUAGGGUUUUACAUUUUUUUGCAGAGGAAGACGACGACAAGAAGAAGCUUCCCCAAAAGAAUUUCGAAAUUUGUGCUUUCUUCAAGCUUAUAGCUAGCUCAAGAAAAGUUAAUUACAUUUUCAGCUUCUUACAUAUACCUUGUUUUGUUUGAGGAUAAUAUAUCAGUUUCAGACAAGACGAUCAAUCGAUCCAUCCAUGGGGAUCUGCUUCAGCAACCAAAUCAAGGCUGAGAGCCCUUUCCACACCUCCACAGGCGUACCGUCGUCUAGAAUAGUCUCCGGCGACGGUGACGGCACAUCGCCGGCGCCGGCGGCGCCGCCGGCGGCUCCCCGGAGCGAAGGGGAUAUUCUACAAUCAUCGAACUUGAAAAGUUUUACAUUCGGAGAACUUAAGGCAGCAACGAGGAAUUUUCGUCCAGACAGCAUACUAGGUGAAGGAGGUUUUGGAUCUGUUUUCAAAGGUUGGAUUGACGAGCAUACGUUGGCGGCGUCGAGGCCCGGAUCGAGCAUGGUCGUCGCCGUCAAACGGCUCAACCAAGACGGGUGGCAAGGGCACAAGGAAUGGCUGGCUGAGAUCAACUAUUUAGGACAGCUUCGACAUCCGAAUCUUGUGAGAUUAGUCGGAUAUUGUCUCGAAGACGAUCAUAGACUUUUAGUCUACGAGUUUAUGCCCAAGGGUAGCAUGGAGAAUCAUUUAUUUCGAAGUAAGUUAAAACCGCGUGAAUAUAUAUAUAUGUAUGUAUUUGUUCGGGUAUGUUAUACUGAGGUUAUUACAGGGGGGUCUUACUUCGAACCAUUGUCGUGGAGCUUAAGAUUGAAAAUUGCGCUUGGCGCCGCUAAGGGGCUUGCGUUUCUACAUGGUGCCGAGACAACAGUAAUUUAUCGGGAUUUCAAGACUUCUAACAUCCUUCUUGAUUCGAGCUACAAUGCGAAACUUUCGGAUUUCGGGUUGGCGAGGGACGGUCCUACCGGUGAUAAAAGCCAUGUCUCGACUAGGGUCAUGGGAACUUAUGGAUAUGCCGCGCCUGAGUAUCUAUCCACAGGUCACUUAACUACGAAGAGCGACGUAUACAGCUUCGGCGUAGUUCUUCUGGAGAUUCUAACCGGUAAGAAAGCGAUCGACAAGAAUCGACCCACGGGAGAGCACAAUUUAGUCGAGUGGGCCAAGCCGUACCUAACGAACAAACGUCGAAUUCUCCACAUUCUCGACGCCCGUCUCGAUGGCCAAUAUUCAACGACCCAAGCCGUGAAAUUGGCGAACCUCGCUCUACAAUGCCUGUCGAUGGACGCCCGGUCGAGGCCCAAUAUGGACGACGUCGUUACCGCCGUCGAUCAGCUCCACAACGGCAAGGAUGCGGCCAAGAAGGGCCAUCGGAUAAAUCGGCACGGCCAAUCGGCCGCCACCGGAAAUAAGUCGUCGUGGCGGAGCAAUGCCGCCGGAAAAAAGCGCGCCACCACCGCCGCGGCGGCGGCGGCGGCGGCCUAUCCGAGGCCUUCUGCUCUUUAUGCUUAAAGAAGUUUAUUUUUUUUCAAUUUUUAUUUUUUAAAAUUUUUUUAAAUUUAUGUAUGAUGAUGUUUGUACAGUUUGGCAUUUCUGGUAAAUGAUUCUGAGAGGUGUUUGGAA
Messenger RNA from Andrographis paniculata, 1750 nucleotides. Its product is annotated as probable serine/threonine-protein kinase PBL10. Gene Ontology annotation, molecular function: protein kinase activity; ATP binding. The transcript is spliced from 5 exons. Gene Ontology annotation, biological process: protein phosphorylation. The record is from RefSeq and is a predicted model, not a curated record. NCBI's taxonomy places the organism in Eukaryota, Viridiplantae, Streptophyta, Magnoliopsida, Lamiales, Acanthaceae. The coding region runs from base 323 to 1639 and encodes 438 amino acids.